AUGGUGCUCCCCAAGCACGAGUUGGAGGGCAAGCUGGGCGAGGAGACGGCCCUGAUUGAGAGCAGCGCCCUUCGGGACGAGAACCCCCUCGAGGAGAGCGACGAGUUCAACCAGCUCAUCCUGACCUGUCGAAAAGGCGAUCUCCGCAGAUGCCAGGAGCUCAUCAGCCAGGGGGUCAAUAUCAACGCCAAGGAUCGCUUCGACUGCACGCCUCUCAUCAUUGCCAGCCUCUGUGGGCAUUAUGAGCUUGUCCAGCUGCUACUAGAGUCAGGCGCGCUCGCCGAGCGCAACACGUUCCAAGGAGAGCGGUGCAUAUACAACGCCCUCAACGACAGGAUUCGCAACCUCCUCCUGCAGUACGACUUCUCCAAGACGUCGGACCCGUACGUCUAUUGGUCCGGCCACCUGGCGAGCCUGCUCACCCGCACCGUCCCGUGGACCUCGGACAUCUCCCUCUCCUCCGGGUCGCAGGCCUUCCACCUCCACAAGUUCAUGCUCGCCGCCCGGACGCCCUACUUCCGCAGGAAGCUCGAGGCGCAGCCCGGGACCACCUCGUGGAGCCUCGCGGGCGCCGUCCCCGCCGAGUCGGUCCGCCUCGUCCUCGGGCACAUCUACCUGGCGGACCUGCCGCGGGACCUCGCGCCGCCCGGCGGCUCCGUCUCGGAGGAGCAGGUCGCCAGGGGCCUGGACAAGAUCAGCCGGCAGCUCGGGCUCGACCACCUGUGGGAAGCCAUCAUGGCGGGCCACGAUCGUCGCCUGGCCCGGCAGCGCUUCCGGGACGAGGAGGAGCGCGCCCUCGCCCAGCUCGGCGACUUCUUCCGGUCGAGCGUGCUGGGACGCAAGGUGGUGGUGGACGCGGACCGCGUCGGCGACGUGGGGUGGAAGCACGACAACCCGGCCUUUGCCGACGUCCUGCUCAGGGCGGACGAAGCCGACGAGGACGAGCCCGAGCCCGAGCCCGACGCGACCACGGCGACGGGGCGCCCCCCCAGGUCAGCCGCCCUGUACCCGGUCCACAAAGCCGUUCUCAUCCGCAGCGAGUACUUUGCAAAGAUGUUCUCGGGGGACUUUGUCGAGUCCCAGCGCGCCGAGCACCUGCGCAUCGUCACCGUCGACUUCUCGCCCGCCGUCCUCGAGCUGGUCCUCACCUUUCUCUACACCGAAACCAUCGCCUGCCCGCUCCAGCACGCCCUGGACCUGCUCUACGCCGCCGACAUGCUCCUCCUCGACGCGCUCAAGGCCAAGGCCGCGCAGGCCAUCAGCACCCUCGGCAGCGGAACCAGCGACACGCCCCUCGCCCACGGCGUCCCCGGCAAGGGCGGCCCGGCCCCACCGACGGAGCCCAUCAACAUAUACGACGUCAUCCACGCGGCUUGGGAUCUCGGCGUCCAGCGCCUCGAGGAGUUUGCCGCCCGCUACCUCGCCAACCGGCUGGAAGACUACGUCGACGACCCAGACUUCCAGGACCUCAUCCGUGAGAGCGCCGAGCGCAUCCAUCGUCGCGAGGAGACCGACACCAUUGAGCUGCUGGACGACAUUCGGUACCAUCUCUCCGAGCGCUUCAGGCUGCGGUUCGAGGAUGCCGGCCUGGACGAGAUGAUGCGGGGGGGGGACAGGGGGGACGGCGACGGUGCCGAGGCCGCCGCCAAGUCGUCCGCCGGGACGGCAUGCGCUGUGCCCGCGCUGGAUGGGGGCGAGGCACAAGACGAGUUUGCGUCGGACGCCCUCAGUUACCAGAUGCUGCUGGGCAAGAUUGACGCCAUGUUGGAGCGGUUGAAGCUGGAUGCGUAG
This is a messenger RNA of Ustilaginoidea virens, 1791 nucleotides long. RefSeq lists its product as uncharacterized. The record is from RefSeq and is a predicted model, not a curated record. Gene Ontology annotation, cellular component: cytoplasm; ubiquitin ligase complex. The transcript is spliced from 3 exons. Lineage: Eukaryota; Fungi; Ascomycota; Sordariomycetes; Hypocreales; Clavicipitaceae. Gene Ontology annotation, molecular function: protein binding. Bases 1 to 1791 code for a protein of 596 amino acids.